This is a messenger RNA of Canis lupus familiaris (dog), 1377 nucleotides long. Its product is annotated as basic proline-rich protein-like. The record is from RefSeq and is a predicted model, not a curated record. Bases 1 to 1377 code for a protein of 458 amino acids. The transcript is spliced from 4 exons. NCBI's taxonomy places the organism in Eukaryota, Metazoa, Chordata, Mammalia, Carnivora, Canidae.
AUGGCGCUCCCUGGGGCCUGCAGGACAGGGGGAGAGGGCUGCAGUCAGCAGGGAGGUGCAGGGGGGACACCAGGGCCCGGCAACAACCCCCCCAACCUGGGACCCCAGCACAAACUCGGAGCCAGACACACGCACACACCCAAGCGAGACACCUGCAGAUCCACAACCCCGCACACGCGCGCUCCCACGGCGGGCCCAGGCUCCCCCCUCUGCUGUCACUGCACCCCCCCACCCCGCCGCCGCCACGUGCGCCCGCCCCGCCCGCCAGGCGAGCGAGAGGCCAAUAACCGGCUGUUGCUGGGGCGCAGCCCCCGCCCGCAGGAGCUGCAGACUCCACGGCCCGCGAGCCGCCCCCUGUCGCCGCCCCCAGCGGGCGCGCGCCUGGGGUGUGGCCGCCCCUACCAGCCGCCCCCCCCCCCGCGCCCCUCCCGGACUGCGGGGGCCGGGGCAGUCGGGGUCGACUCACUUCCCCGGGCCCGCACUGGCCGCCAGGGGGCGCUGCCGAGCCCGCACCCCAUUGUUUGUAAACAAACCCGCCAGACCGCUGAGGCACCUGCGCUCCCGGACCCUCAGUGCCUCCCGCCCAGCUACCCCAACCCAGGGUCGUUCGUGGGACGCAGGGUGGGGAGGGAGCGAGGCGCGGUGUGGGCAUGCAGCGCGCCCCCGCGGCUCUCCCAGCGCAGUCCUGCCACCUCCUCCAGGGAGCCCACCCGGCCUGGCCCAUCGCGGCCGACGGGGAUUCGGGGUGCGCACACUCACCCCGGGGGCAUGAACACGCCGGAGGGGGCGGUGAUGGGGGGCGGGCGGCUUCCUUCAAGAGGGCGCGCCCGCCGAGCGCCGCUCCUUGCGGCGGCUGUUGCUGCUGCGGCGGCGGCGGCUACUGCCGCUCUAACUGCAGUGGCGGCUGCUGCUGCUGUGGCCGCUGCUGCUCCCGCUCGGGCUGGAGGCGCGUCCGCGUCGUGGCCGCCGCCGCCGAUCCUGCUGCUGCUGCCGCCGCCGCCGCCGCCGCCGCCGCCAGGCGCCCGCUCGCAUGUGGCUCGCGCCGCGUCUCAGGCCGCCCGGCGGAUCCCCGGCCCGCUCGGCGGCCGCCCCGGGAAACUCGCCGCCCCGUUACCCAGCAACAAGCCUGGCCCAACCAGGCGCGAGGACCCCCAGGCCCCGCCCGCCGCUGCCCACCGCGUGCCCAAUGCCAGGCGGGCAGAGCCGGCCCGGCUCCCGGAGACGGCGAGCGCGCUCAUUGGCCGCCGCCGCGCCCGCCCGCGCGGAUCUGGGGGAGCCCUCGGCGCGGGGGGCGGGGAGCCGGGCCCCGGGGAGCCGCCGGGCGCACGGCCUGCAAGCCUGCGGCCGGCUGGGGGUACCACGGACCUGGGAGUCUAA